CGAAUCGGAGAAUUAAUGAUGCGCAUCGUCCUCGUCAGUCGUCCCACCCUCCCUAUUUCUCUCCCCUCCUCAGCUUUCACCGUCGUUCCUCUCCCUCCUUCCCGAACCUGCAUUCCGCAAGUGGUUAGGUACAACGCAGUUUUCUGAUUUGCCAACUUAUACAGUGACAGGUAUCCGAGAGCAUAGUCUGUCAACGACUUUCAUCCUCUUCCUCUUCCUCUUCCUUUUCCUCUUUUCUCCUGAAAACAAAGAAAUGGUCGGAUGUCAUGGUCCCAUCCUUCCCUUCCUCCCCUUUUGAUUUUGUCAGAGCAACAAAAAGUAAAGAAACAAAAACCCAUUAAAGCUCCCCCCACCACCCCCCCCCCCCCCCCCCUCCCCCGACCCUAUUGCUUCUGUUAUCAACUCCUUUCAGCUAUUCGCCUCCCCAGAAAGGGGUUCGAUGAUUUCUUCGGUUAAUGAAUCUUGCUGCUUUGCAGCAGGAGUAUUAGGGAACCUCUUUGCAUUUGUGCUAUUCGCAUCUCCCUUUCCAACAUUCAGGCGGAUCAUCAGAAAUGGAUCAACAGAGCAUUUCUCUGGUUUGCCUUAUAUUUAUUCGCUCUUGAACUGUUUGAUAUGUCUCUGGUAUGGACUUCCCUUCAUAAGGCCUGGAAUCAUUUUGGUCGCCACUGUCAAUUCAGUAGGCGCAUGUUUUCAUUUGGUGUACAUAUCCUUGUACAUUACAUAUGCGGAUAAUAAAAAGAAGCUGAAGAUGUCGGCUCUGUUGAUUACGGUACUUGGGAUAUUUGCGGCUAUAGCAGUUAUUAGUUUGGAGUGUUUUAGCUCCUCAGCUCGUCAGAUUUUUGUUGGUUACCUGACAGUUGCUUCACUUAUAUCAAUGUUUGCUUCCCCACUGUUCAUAAUUAACUUGGUGAUAAGAACGAAGAGUGUUGAGUUCAUGCCUUUCUAUCUCUCUCUUGCCACUUUCUUGAUGAGCUUUUCAUUCUUCAUGUAUGGGUUUUUGGAGCGUGAUGCCUUUAUUUAUGUCCCAAAUGGGAUUGGCACAUUGUUGGGAAUAGCACAACUGGUUAUUUACGUAUAUUAUAGCAGACAGUCAAGAAAAGAUGUGAGAACCCCGUUGCUGGUCUCACAUCAAUGAAGUUAUUUGCAGGCAUCUUCACUUGAAGCAUAUUGCGGUAUUCUUUGUUCGAUGUAGCAUCUGUUGUCUACAAGUUCCACCAUUGCAGUUCUUAUACCGUGAAGAUUUUAUGAAGAUUUGUGCUUAUGUGUGCCUUUGCUGAAAAGCCAAUUCUCUUGGAAAUUGUGCAUAUAUAUGUUCUUGUACUACUGCACCAGAAUUUGGUUUGUAGUACAUGAAAAAUUGUAAGAGCAACUGAAUUUUGUUGAAUAAAAUAUUCUUCUUCUGCUCU
This is a messenger RNA of Nymphaea colorata (pocket water lily), 1406 nucleotides long. RefSeq names its product bidirectional sugar transporter SWEET2a. Lineage: Eukaryota; Viridiplantae; Streptophyta; Magnoliopsida; Nymphaeales; Nymphaeaceae. Bases 440 to 1135 code for a protein of 231 amino acids. Gene Ontology annotation, molecular function: sugar transmembrane transporter activity. The record is from RefSeq and is a predicted model, not a curated record. Gene Ontology annotation, cellular component: membrane. Gene Ontology annotation, biological process: carbohydrate transport. The transcript is spliced from 6 exons.